Molecule: messenger RNA, 1482 nt
Organism: Pseudovirgaria hyperparasitica
Lineage: Eukaryota; Fungi; Ascomycota; Dothideomycetes; Acrospermales; Acrospermaceae
Exons: 5
Coding region: 172-1266 (364 amino acids)
Source: RefSeq, a predicted model, not a curated record
GCAACCUGGCCUGCUGUAUACCAACCUUCCAGGUCCAUCGUUACCAACCUCUGAUCGAACGCUUCGGAUCUCACACGCUCACUUUUCGAGCGCAUAUACCUUACAUACUUCCGAUCCCACACACGGAAUCACCGCUUACUUCAUUAUUUAUAAUUAUAACUUUCUGCCAAUAUGUCCAGCAUGGAUCGCCCCCCGCAACAUCCCCGAUCCAAGUCUACCUUCAGCUUCAAGAGUGAAAAGAGCCACAAGUCGCAGGGCUCGACCAGCACUAAGACCAUCAAAGAGACUGCUGAGGAGAAACGAAAAAGCCAUUUCACUCCGACCGGCAAAGCAGACCCCAAUGCGGCAAUGAAUGAAGCGCAACCUACUGCAGCUCUAGAGAAAUCGACUUUAGCGCCUCUGCGAUCGUUCUCCCACCUUGAUACAUUUGGUAAUCCGAUCGCUGAACCGGACCUUUCGAAUCCAACAAGACCACGUUGGGAACGUCCCCUCGAUACAAUAAAGUCCUUCGAAGCGGCAAUCGAUACCGAAUACAAGAGACGGACUUUGCUGAGAGCCGAUACAGCGCCUGAUGCGGCCAGUACAUACCAAAGCCGCAGGAGCAGUUAUUUUGCCGGCAAUAAUGAGCGAACGCAGACCCGUCACUCGAACAUAGGAGGCUGUUACGGUAAUGGCAAUGGUGGUGCUCGAGAAAACUACAAUGAUCAAACUUAUGCACCUCCCGUAGCUGGUCCCUCACGAAACCGAUAUAACCAGCGAAUGAUGUCGGAUCCACAAGCCGGUCGUUAUAACAACGGUGCUCCGGUGUAUCCCAAUGCAGGCUACCAACAAUCUCGCGAUACCGUCAACACAGGUGUUUCUGGGAGUGGCAGUGAGCCGUGGACAAAUACCACUGAUCCAAGCAGUGAGAAUAGUUCGAUUGAAAGGAACAUACCCGUUAACAGGGCAGAUGCUGCUGAUCAAUAUGCAUUUACUGGGUUUGGUAGUGCUCCUAUCAUGGAAGAAUAUGGCCCUGAUGCCAAUUACUCGUGUUUACACAUGGCACCAACAGGUACCUACUCUCCGCCUAACUAUCCAAAUGCUCUUGCACCUACAGUUCCACCAAAAAAUUCUUCUGGGAAAAGCCAUAUUCCGCUCGGAAUUAGUCCUAGUACGACUGGAGAGGCCGUGCGUAACAACGAAUCGAGGCCACGGACGCUGUCUAGAAGAGAGUCGUCAGGCGACAAGAGGAAAAGUUGGUUCAAAAGAAAAUUCAGCAAGGAUUGACUUGUGGACUUUUGUAAUUCUUGGUAGUAUCACAACCUUUAAACGCUGGCAAAUAAAAGAUUUCUUUUGCAGGCGUCCUAAGGUUCUCCAGUGGCUAACGGGCAUUAUCGGACAGGGGUGGUGAAUAUGGAUCUGCACCUGCAUGUUCCAUAUAUAAUUACCAUUACAAGACAUUCAUUGAACUAUCUAGGCAUGAGUUUCGCGUCGGUGCAGAGA